Molecule: messenger RNA, 1725 nt
Organism: Alternaria incomplexa
Lineage: Eukaryota; Fungi; Ascomycota; Dothideomycetes; Pleosporales; Pleosporaceae
Exons: 5
Coding region: 1-1725 (574 amino acids)
Molecular function (GO): N,N-dimethylaniline monooxygenase activity; NADP binding; flavin adenine dinucleotide binding
Source: RefSeq, a predicted model, not a curated record
AUGUCUUCCGAUACGGAGGUUCUCAUCAUAGGUGCGGGCAUGAGCGGCCUGGGCCUCGCUGUCCAAAUCAUUCGCAAGUACGGUCUUCGUAACUUUGAGCUCAUUGAGAAGAGUGACGAUGUCGGUGGCACUUGGUUGGCAAACACAUAUCCAGGCUGUGGAUGCGAUGUUGCCUCACACUUCUACUCCUACAGCUUCGCGCUGAACCCAGAUUGGUCGAGAAAAUACUCCAUGCGUCCUGAGAUUCAGGCCUACUUCCGCUCUGUGGCCGAGCAGUACAAGAUCGUGGAUCACGUCCGCUUCCAUUCCAUAGUGGAAAAAGCAGCUUGGAACGAUCUCGACAACGUCUGGGAGGUAUCUAUCUUGAACCUUCAAACCAAAGAACGGACCACACGUCGAGCGAAGGUACUUGUCUCGGGUGUGGGCUCACUCUCCGUACCAAAGAAGUGCGAUCUGCCCGGAGUAGAUACGUACCAGGGCAAACUGUUCCAUUCUGCGCAAUGGGACCACAGUUUCGACUGGAAGGACAAAGACGUCGUCGUACUUGGAAACGGCUGUUCAGCAACUCAAUUCGUCCCUAUAAUGGCGAACGAGCCCAACCCCGUGCGCAAACUCACACAAUUCGGACGACAAGCGCAAUACCUUGCAGAACGCCAGAACCUCUACUAUUCAAAUACAUUCAAAACCGUAAUGCGCUACGUACCACUAGCAAUGCGCCUCUACCGUGCGAAAUUCUACUACGACAUGGAGCGCGACUGGAGUGGUUUCGACAUUGAGACCGGGCGCAGCAUCCGCCAAAAUCUGGCCAAGGAGAAUGAAGCGUACGUAAAGAGCAUGGCGCCGCCGAAGUAUUGGAGCGCGCUCAUUCCAAAGACCGAAAUCGGGUGCAAACGGAAGGUGUUGGACACAGACUAUCUGAAGACCCUAUGGAGAGAUAACAUUGAGCUGGUUGCCGACGAUCCAGUGGAAAGAAUCACCGAUGAUGGCGUGGUAACAAAGAGCGGUCGCGAGGUGAAGGCAGAUGCCAUCGUGCUUGCCACCGGCUUCGCAACACAGCAGAUGCUUUGUCCGAUGGAGAUUGCUGGGCGUGACGGACUGCGCUUGAACGAAUACUGGGAUAAAACCUCACAAGGCGUCGCGCAAGCUUACUUCGGUACGGUGGUCCCACAGUUCCCAAACUUCUUCAUCCUCAUGGGGCCCAAUACCGUCACCGGCCAUCUCAGUGUCAUCUACACUGUCGAGUGCCAGAUCAACUUCACUCUCCGGCUGCUAGAGCCCAUCUUCGAGUCACUGCCAUCAUAUCGAUCGCAAUCAUUCGUUCCUCAAAUGCUCUCACCACCACCGGCGACCGUAGAGGUCAAGCCGGAGGCUGCGGUCGCAGACUCGCAAUGGACACAAAAAGCAGCAAGCAAGUUGGUCUGGAACUCAGGCUGUGUCAAUUGGGCUGUAGAUCCGAAGACAGGUCUAAAUAAUAUGAUGUACCCUGACUGGCAAUUCCUCUAUUGGCUCAGGAGCAUCUUCUGGAAGAAGGGUGACUUUGUUUAUCGUAACGAAAAGACAGGCGAAGAAUUUCGACCGGGUACUACCAAGACUAUCCUCUGGCUGGCUACUGCAGGAGCACUUGCUAGCGGAGCCUUCUUCGGAAGGGAUUGGAUCCAAGAUGAACUGCCUCGCCGGCUAAGGAAUUUCGACGCGAGGGCAUUGGUACGGAGCCUGAAAGCCUGA